Messenger RNA from Arachis duranensis, 631 nucleotides. Its product is annotated as phytohormone-binding protein CSBP. Gene Ontology annotation, molecular function: protein phosphatase inhibitor activity; signaling receptor activity; abscisic acid binding. The transcript has 2 exons. Lineage: Eukaryota; Viridiplantae; Streptophyta; Magnoliopsida; Fabales; Fabaceae. Gene Ontology annotation, biological process: abscisic acid-activated signaling pathway; defense response. The record is from RefSeq and is a predicted model, not a curated record. The coding region runs from base 38 to 514 and encodes 158 amino acids. Gene Ontology annotation, cellular component: nucleus; cytoplasm.
UCUAUCCUCCAUGAAAGCAUAUACUAAUUAAGAAGCUAUGGUAAAGGAAUUCAUUACACAAGCAGAGGUUGGUGUAGGGUUAGAAACCCUGUGGACAGCUUUGGCAAAGGAUUUUCCAAACAUAGUUCCGAAAGCUCUCCCAGAUAUUGUGAAAGAUGUGCAGCUGACCGAAGGCAAUGGAGGAAUUGGAACAAUCCUCAUCUUUAAUUUUUUGCCUGAUGCAAGAAGUGUAACUCAUUACCAGAGGGAGAAGAUCACAGAAUUUGAUGAAGUUAACCAUGAAAUUGGGCUGCAAGUGAUUGAAGGGGGUUAUCUGAAUCAAGGUUUAACAUACUACAAGACUACUUUUCAACUUUCUUCAAUAGAAGAUCAUCGGACUUUGGUCAACGUGAAAAUCUCCUAUGACCAUGAAUCAUCAUCAGAGGUAGAAGAAAGUGUCAAGACAUCGAAGACAUCGCAGUCCACUUUAUUCUUUCUUAAGAGCCUAGAAAAAUAUCUGUUGAAUGAGGCUUGAUGAAGUAUUGUCAUCUUUACUAGUACCAAUAAAGGGUUGAAGCAAAACUUUAGUUUUACUGCUAGCCCUGUUCAAAGAAUUUAUGUUAUAUGCAAAUAAAAUAUCAUUCAAUAAUGA